Messenger RNA from Astyanax mexicanus (Mexican tetra), 727 nucleotides. RefSeq lists its product as uncharacterized. Lineage: Eukaryota; Metazoa; Chordata; Actinopteri; Characiformes; Acestrorhamphidae. The transcript has 6 exons. Bases 47 to 727 code for a protein of 226 amino acids. The record is from RefSeq and is a predicted model, not a curated record.
UGUGAAUGCAGGUGUUCAGUAAUGAGGUCUGUUGCCUGGUGUGUGGAUGGGAUUAAGGUGUCUCGCGCUCGGUGUGUCUCUGAAACUGGAGGUGGAGUGUAUCAUCCCUCAGCUGCUCAACUUGUGCAUUCUCUGUGACAUUAGUCUUCGGGUUGGUGGAUGGUCUGAUAUAAAUUGUAGUAAAGGUGGUGAUGUGAGAGAGACCAUGAGGCUCCUGACACUGGUUCUCAUACUGCACUCAUCACUCACAGCAGCCAGGAAGCUGCAAACCAUCGAGUUCAGCGAAAAGACUGAGCUCACCUGUGGCCAGGGCCUGACUGACUGCAAGAUUAAUAGAGGCAAUGACAGGCAAUGUUUUUGUCAUGAUGACAGUGUGUUGGUGAGGGGUCUUGCUGCUGAGGCAGUGCUGUGCCACAGUCAUCCAUGCCUGAAAAUCCACAUUAACUUCACAUUCGAAGGCUCUCAGGUGGGCUCAGGACUGUCUAGCGAGGCCAACAAUGAAGAAGAACGAGGUGAAAUGAAGGAAGAAGAGCAUGGGAGCAGCCUGGGUCUUCUCAGUCCUGCUGCAGCUUCAGCAUCUCUCCAAGUGUGCUACAGCAAACUGUUUUUUUACCUCUGUAGCCCAAACCUGGAAUUAGGCAAGGUGCCAGUGGGUUCAUAUUUAUUAAUCUGCUCCAGGAAGUCAUAUUCCACUGGAAUUACUUCAAAGGGCGCAGCUUCCAAAUAA